This is a messenger RNA of Psammomys obesus (fat sand rat), 5956 nucleotides long. It is a transcript of the gene Fkbp15, whose product is annotated as FKBP prolyl isomerase family member 15. Gene Ontology annotation, cellular component: growth cone. The record is from RefSeq and is a predicted model, not a curated record. The transcript is spliced from 27 exons. Bases 78 to 3833 code for a protein of 1251 amino acids. Gene Ontology annotation, molecular function: peptidyl-prolyl cis-trans isomerase activity. Lineage: Eukaryota; Metazoa; Chordata; Mammalia; Rodentia; Muridae.
GGCACUUUACGACAGCGGCGGUGACAGGCCCUGGGGACAUCUGACUUCCUCCCUUCAUCUGGGCGAAAGCCGACGUGAUGUUCGGGGCCGGAGACGAGGAUGACACCGACUUCCUCUCGCCGAGCGGCGGUGCCAAACUGGCUUCUCUUUUUGGACUGGAUCAAGCAACUCUGGGCCAUGGAAAUGAAUUCUUCCAGUACACAGCCCCAAAGCAGCCUAAGAAAGGCCAGGGAAUAGCAGCAACAGGAACUCAGACAGCACCAAAACCAGUAACAGCCACCACAAGCAGUUCCUCAGUGCUGUUUGCAACUGCAGUGUAUGCAUACCGAUAUAUAAAUAGUCAAUAUGCAAAGCAGGGCAAAUUUGGAGCUGCUGUCCUGGGGAACCACACAACCAGAGAGUAUAGGAUUCUUCUUUACCUCAGUCAGCAGCAGCCAGUGACUGUUGCUACAAUUCAUCUGAACUUUGAGCUAAUGGUUCGGCCCAAUAACUACAGCACCUUUUAUGAUGACCAGAGACAAAACUGGUCUAUCAUGUUUGAGUCAGAGAAGGCCGCUGUGGCGUUCAAUAAGCAGGUGUGUGUGGCCAAGUGCAAUAGCGUUUCUUCCUUGGAGACAGUGCUGUGUCAGGACCUGCUUGCAGCAGAGGGCCCUGCUGUGGACACUGGAGAUUCCUUACAAGUAGCCUAUACAGGCUGGCUCCUUCAGAAUCAUAUGCUGGGCCAGGUUUUUGACUCUACCUCUAACAAAGAUAAACCACUUCGACUGAAAUUAGGAUCAGGAAAAGUUGUCAAGGGCUUAGAGGAUGGACUACUGGGCAUGAAGAAAGGAGGAAAGCGGUUAAUUAUCAUUCCUUCAGCCUGUGCUUCUGGCUCUGAGGGAGUAAUAGGCUGGACCCAGCCAGCAGACUCCAUCCUGGUGUUUGAGGUAGAAGUUAGGCGGGUGAAGUUUGCCCGAGAUUCUGGCUCUGAUGGUCACAGCAUGUGCUCCAGGGAUUCUGCAGCCCCCUCCCCCGUACCCACUGCUGACAGCCUCUCAGCUGAUCCUGUUGUGACACCACCUGCAACACUGCCUCUCAAACCCGGGGAGCCGGUUCUUCGUUCCAAAUCUAACUCUCUCAGUGAGCAGCUUACUGUAAAUGUAAGUCCUGAUACAGUCAAGGCCAAGCUGAUCUCUCGGAUGGCUAAAAUGGGUCAGCCCAUGCUGCCUAUCCUUCCACCACAGCUGGACUCCAAUGACUCAGAAACUGAAGAUGCAAAUGUGUUUCGAGGAGCUGGGCAGCCCCUAGUGACACCGCCUGUUCAGCCAGCUCAUCCGGUGUUACCACAGAUGGCCUCACAGGCACAUCAGCCAUCUGUUUCUGGGCUCCAAACACCCUCUGCUGCCUUGAUGCAAGUUGCACCCCUCGAUUCCCACUCAGCUGUAUCUGGAAAUGCUCAGAACUUCCAGCCCUAUGCAGGUAUGCAAGCUUACACAUAUCCCCAGGCAACCUCGGUUGCCUCCCAGCUGCAGCCUGUUCAGCCCUUGUACCCGACACCACUGUCUCAGGCUCCCCACUUCCAAGGAUCAGGUGACAUGAUGUCCUUUCUCAUGACUGAAGCGAGGCAACACAACACUGAAAUUCGAAUGGCAGUCAGCAAAGUGGCUGAUAAAAUGGAUCAUCUCAUGACUAAGGUCGAAGAGUUACAGAAGCAUAGCUCAGGCAAUUCCAUGCUUCUUCCUAGCAUGUCAGUCACAAUGGAAACAAGCAUGAUUAUGAGCAACAUCCAGCGAAUCAUUCAGGAAAAUGAGAGACUGAAACAGGAGCUCCUUGAGAAAAGCAGUCGCAUAGAAGAGCAGAAUGACAAGAUCAGUGAACUCAUUGAACGAAAUCAGAGGUAUGUUGAGCAGAGUAACUUGAUGAUGGAGAAGAGGAACAACUCACUUCAAACAGCCACAGAAAACACACAGGCAAGAGUAUUGCAUGCCGAACAGGAGAAGGCCAAGGUGACAGAAGAGUUAGCAGCAGCCACUGCACAGGUCUCUCAACUGCAGCUGAAAAUGACGGCUCACCAGAAAAGGGAGACAGAGCUGCAGGUGCAGCUGACAGAAAGCCUGAAAGAGACAGAUCUUCUCAGGGGCCAGGUCACCAGACUCCAGGCUGACCUCUCAGAGCUCCAAGAAGCCUCUGAGCAAACACAGUCCAAAUUUAAAAGUGAAAAGCAGAGCCGCAGACAGCUGGAGCUCAAGGUGAAGUCCCUGGAGGAAGAAUUGACUGACCUCAGAGAUGAGAAGGAGUCCCUGGAAAAGAACCUCUCAGAAAGGAAAAAGAAAUCAGCUCAGGAGCGCUGUCAGGCUGAGGAAGAGAUGGAUGAGAUUCGCAGGUCACACCAGGAGGAACUGGACAGACUUCGGCAGCUCUUGAAAAAGGCUCGAGUAUCCACAGACCAAGCAGCUGCAGAGCAGUUGUCUCUCGCACAGGCUGAGCUGCAGAGCCAGUGGGAAGCAAAGUGUGAGCAUCUUUUGGCCUCUGCAAAGGAUGAGCACCUGCAGCAGUACCAGGAGGUGUGCACACAGAGGGAUGCCUACCAGGAGAAGCUGUCUCGCCUUCAGGAUGAGUGUGUAACUCUUCAGGACCAGGUUGCAGCCUUAACUGCACAGAAUGAGCACAUCCAGCAACUGGAGAAGAAUAAGUCCCAGGCACCUGCACUCAGAGCUGCCGCUGACCCCUCAGAGAAGGUCAAGAAGAUCAUGAACCAGGUGUUCCAGUCACUGAGGGGAGAGUUUGAGCUGGAGGAAUCUUAUGACGGCAAGACCGUCCUGAGGACCAUCAUGCAUACAAUCAAGAUGGUGACCCUGCAGCUGUUGAACCAGCAGGAGGAAGAGCAGAGAGAGUGCAGCAGUGAGGAGGAGGAGAAGCCUUUGAGACCUUCCUUGGAGCAGCCAGGCCCUGCCACUCCUGGGCUGUCUCCAGCACCCUCAAGUGGGGAAAUGCAGGAGGCCCCCAAGGUUCUGCCAGAACAGGUAGUAGGGGAGACUACCCCACUGCCUCCACAGGCUCUCCCCAUGCCACAGAAUGGUGUACAGACAAGGAAAGGGGAGCCCUCAGACACAGAGGUACCCUCAGAAAUCAAAGACAGUUCUCUCCCUCCUCUGCCAGCUGACAUCCCACCCCACAGAGUCCUCGGGCCCCCGACUUCAAUCCCACCUACACCUCCAGGACCUGUAACUAUGAACUCUGAGUGUGAGGAGACACUUGAUGCUGGCCAGAGAACAGUGCAGCCCAACAACCUAUUGGGAGAAGAACAUGUCAGGGAAGUAGCCUCAGAUGACACACUACAAGGAAGCUCCAGGAGAUUGCCACUGACUCCAGACCCUGCAAAGGGGGAGACAUCAGCCUUAGACCCUGAAAGCCAAGGAGAACUUCAGCCUCCUGAGCUCAAAGAAGUUGAGAGUGUCAGUAGUUCUGGUCCCCGUGAGACACUGUUAGACACAGAGCUUGCUUCUGUGGCUGCAGGAGCAUCCCUUGGACACACCCAGGACUCCCAGCACUGCAGUCUGUCUGGGGAUGAAGAGGACGAGCUGUUUAAAGGGGCAACUCUAAAAGUUCCGAUGCCCAAAGCCCAGCCCGAGGAAGAGGAUGAAGACGAGGUGGUAAGGAAAUCUCAGGCUCUGCAGAGUCCUCACACCACCACCUGGGGGCUCUUCCCUGCAGGGCCAGAAAAGAGAAAAGGAGGCUGUUGGUGGCCUGCUUCCUGGACUCUGUGUACAGGACCCUGUGGGAGUAAACUUGGGGCCCAGAGUGGACAGCUCUGUAAGCAGAGAGCAGAUGGCCAGCUGCCACUGUACUCUUAAAAGAGGACACCAUAGCUUCGUCACCUGUGGAAUCAUUCCCAUUUAGAGUGAGGGAAGGUGGGAAAGGUUCUGAAGAUCAGCUUCUUGGGUCUCCUCAUCCCUAGACAAAGAAAACAGGUCAGAAGGAUCAUUCAUAGAAAGCUAAUGGUAGAUUAGGACUGAGCCCAAGCUCUUCUUGGAGCUGCUUGUUUCUAAGGACCUUUGCUCACCCAGCCCACUUCUAGUCUGCUGCUUGUUUUGUCAUGUUAAUACUCUGGGCAGCCCAUGGGUCCAGUGUUGACAGUGUAGCUUCAAGUUGGGAACAGGAAAGUCAGGGACAACAAGGGAAGUUGCUGACAGAGACAGGAUUGGAGCCCUGGCUUCUGCAGCUGAACUUGAUCAUUUGGGCUCUGUAAUGGGAAUUUCGCUGUCAGGAAAUGAAUGUAGAGGAGACAGAAGGGGACAGAACCAUGAGGUUGAUAUGGGCAAAGCCUAGUGCCCUUUUAUACCACUCAUCUGGAUUGAGUUUUGCUUUCUGCCAGAAGGCAGUGACAUCUGGAACCUAGCUUAGGUGGACCUGAGCCUUUCUCUCUUGCCUGCCUACCUUCAGAGAAGCUAUACCUAUUCCUCCCACUGACUUGUCUGCUAAAGAAUUGAGUUUGCAUUUGAGAAUACUAACUACAAAUUCUGCACAAAUACAAAAGAGAAAGGAUGAGUAUCCCAAAUGAUGAGCAAUAUGAUGAUGCUAUUACUGUCAGUUUAAUCAAGCUAAUAAUCUAUUUCUUGGGUAUUCAGGAAAAUAUUUCACAUUCUCGUUUAACCUUCUACUGAUAUGUCCUAUAGAACAGAGGAAUACGGUUCAGAGAGAUUAAAUAAUAUAAUUCAGGUUAUAUGAUGUGUGAACUCCAAGCAGAGCCUUAGUCAGAACAAGACAGAAGCUGUGGUCCACAUUUCAAAGUCCUGCCCAGGCAGCUUUUCAGAAUUACUUAGUUGAUGCCUAGAGAGAAAUACAGGUCUGCUAAUAGAUGGGCUUUAGGUUGAACUCAGAGAACUCUGUACAGUACAGUCUUCCCUUGGGCUGAAUCCCUGGUUAGCAGAAGCUCACAGAGUGGAAAAUGUCCCAGAGACUAAUACAGUGUUACAUUUGUCUGUAGCAUCAACCCCUGUUGUCACCCUAGCAAGCCAGAAGAGAAGCCAGAAGCUUAUAAACAUGAAAAGAGCAGGAAAAUCUCCUCCAUGGCUCUUUGUGUUAGUCAGCAUCAUCCCUGGCACAAAUGCCUGAUACAGGAAGCAUUUAAAGAGAGAAUGUGCAUUUUUGGCUCACAGUUUCAGAGGUUUUUAGUCCAAGAUGAGUUCAUUCCAUUGGUUUUAGGUCUGUGGUAAGAUGUGUGUGGGAAAAACCAGUCUCUUAAUGGUCAGGAAGUGAAAAGACCAAGAAAGGAGGGGCCAGAGCUUCUGUUCCUUUUAUGGGCAACCUGCAAUCUGAGACCUUUUACUGGGCCCCAUCAAAAAAAGGUUUCCACCGCCUCCCAAUGGUACCAAGCUAGGGACUUGAACCUUUCCAUAGUAGCCUUUGGCUGGGACUCUUAGGGAUCCUAGCAUGCUUCAGCCCCUUUAUUCCACUCCCCCAUUAAAGAGAGCAUGGGCCCUGCCUUUGUGGGCUUUCUUUACCUCUUAAGGUAAUCCUUAAGACUUUGCCUCUAUCUAUAUUCAUAUCAUUCUGAAUUUGUCUGGUCUCUUCAGGCUAUAGCUGCCUUUCCCAUGUGACUGUACUUUUUCAAACCUCUGUAGUUUUUCCUUAUUCUCCCAGGCUGGCUUUGCUUCUGUUUCUUUCUCUUAUCUGGUCUCUCCUCAGUGACCCUUCUUUUUUCACACAAAAUGUGUAAGUUGGCAUAUUUGUCCAAUCAAUACAUGUGUUUCACAAAUAAACUACAAAAUUAGCCAAGUAAAGUUGGUCUUUUGUCUCUGUUGAAAGAUGGCUUCCCUCUGUGCCUGCUUGUCCCAGCAUUAUCUGAAAUGCUUCAGUUCUCUAGCCACAAAGCCUGUCUUUCCAGUUCCUCUCCUUUCCAGCCAAAGGCAGGACAGACACUGGACCAUACUUCCCCUUGUAGGCAGGAAGACACCUGGGCAGGGAUAAGUGAGGA